Molecule: messenger RNA, 2416 nt
Organism: Larimichthys crocea (large yellow croaker)
Lineage: Eukaryota; Metazoa; Chordata; Actinopteri; Sciaenidae
Gene: ccng2
Product: cyclin G2
Exons: 8
Coding region: 181-1185 (334 amino acids)
Source: RefSeq, a predicted model, not a curated record
ACGUCGCCGUGUGGGCGUGCGCGUUAUGAACGUCAACAAAAGAGAGAAAAAGGAGAAAGGAAAGAGGAGACAAGGAGUAUACGCUACAGGAGGACACAAACAGAUAUGUGGAUUUAACCCGCAGGAACAGUGAGAAUACUGUGCUGAAAACGUGAGAUCGCUAGCUCAAGUGCCAGAGACAUGGACGGCUUCAAGCUGAUGAAGGAGCUGAGGGUGAAUUAUGAGCAGGAGCAUCAUUACCUCCCGAAAGAGACGGGACUGAGCCUCAUCGAAUCCACAACUCAGGAUGACAGUCGGAUCUCGGCCAAGUGCAGAGAUGCCAAAGUGGAGGACCUGUGGAGUCUGAACAGCUUCUUCGGUUACAGCACGCAGACCUUUGUCCUGGCUGUUAACCUGCUGGACAGAUUCCUGGCCAUGAUAAGGAUCCAGCCAAAACACCUGUCGUGCGUCAGCGUCAGCUGCCUCCACAUGGCGGCCAAAGUGACGGAGGAGGAGUGCAACCUGGCGUCCACCGACGCGCUCAUCCGCAUCGGUCAGUGCCGCUUCACCGUGUCCGACCUCGGGCGCAUGGAGAAGAUCGUCGCCGAGAAGCUCAACUUCAAGUCCAAAGCCAUCACCGCCUUAACCUUUCUGCACUUGUAUCACCAGAUCGCACUUUCACACGCUACGGACAGGAAGGAGACUCUGAGCCUGGAGAAGCUGGAGGCUCAGCUCAAAGCCUGUCUGUGCCGGAUCUCGUUCUCUAAAGCAAAGCCGUCCGUCCUGGCCUUGUCUCUCCUGAGGCAGGAGAUCGAAGCCGUUCAGUCGGAGGACAUGUUGGAGAUAGCUUAUCACAUCCAGAGACACCUGAAGAUUGCAGACAGCGAGUUGCUGCUGUGGAGCGAGCGCGUUGCUCUGUGUCUGUCGGACUAUGCCUCACCCGAAUGCAGCAAACCCAACCACAGGAGGCUGCAGUGGAUUGUGUCGAGGCGGACCGCCCAGAACCUGCACAGCCACCGCAGCGUCCCCGAGCUGCCCACCAUACCUGAGGGAUGCUGGGAUGAGAGCGAGAGCGAGGAUUCAAGCGAGGACAUGAUGAGUUCAGGCGAGGAGUCCCUCAGCAGCUCUCUGGGCAGCGAUGCCGAGGGGCCCUUCUUCCCUCUGCACCUGCGCCGCCAAAAACACCGCCAACACCUCCACGCCUGACGCCUCCGCCGCCUAUGUGCCUCGUCAUCUCCACCCACCCCCCUCUCUCUAACCUCUUUACCUUUUUAAUUUAUUGGUUAAUAAGCUCCGGUGCUGGUGGAGAAUCGCACAACAACUGGCAGCUGAGCAGUCCAGACUCUUCCUGGUAGAUUUUCUUUUUUUAGUUUGUAGACGUGUGCAUGUUGAGUUGUCACAUUCCAGAGCGCGAGCUUUUAUGAAAUUCAGUCUUCAUGGUGCUGAGCUAGCUGACACUGCGAUUGAAGAAAAAGAUUUAGCGCUGAGGCUUGAGUUCAAACCGGACGGUUCAUGUUGUAGACGAGAAGAAAAUGUGGUGUUUAUUUAAUAGAAUGUUUGUGACUGUUAUUAAUCUAAGACUGUUUUUAUUAAGGACGAGUGUCCUGAUGUGCAGAAGCUGAGAGCGGCCGCAGGUUCGUUAUCUGGGGGAUCGAGACAAAUGACUCCCAACGUGACUUAGAGGUCUAUAUGAAUCCACUCUGGGUCUGACCCGAGACCCGGUCGAGCCUAAAUUCUAAACUCAAAUUAGUCUAAUCAGGCCUCUCGCUCUCUUUGAGUGGGUCUCUGUUUUCCAUGCACUGAAGUCCUGAUCACACUAAGUGCUGAAAACUGAAUUUGAGCAUCGUGUUUGUCAGCCGCUCUCAGCUCCUGCAGUGAAGUUUCAUUUGCACAAUUUUCUUUAAAUCUCAUUUAAAGUGUUAAACUGGAGGCUUGAGUUUGUCUGAAGGGAAACCUAAGCACUCAGCUCGUGUCCAGUCAGGACACCGAUGUUAAGUGCCUUGCUCGAAGGCAGCAGGGACAGAGAUCUCAGAGCUCCCGAGACCGGUCUGACUUUUUCCUUCAGAUUCAAACCCUGCUGAUACCACAGGGUGUUCAGAUAAACAUUUAAUGAGUGUGUGUUUGUGGACGUUUGUGUGUGAACGUAUGAUCCUGGUUUCAAUUCAAAAGUUGCCAAUUUUAGGAUGUAGCUUCAAAAAAAGAUAGAGAAAAAAAGUCUUGGUGUUUUGAACGUGUUCAGAGAGAAUGUUGUAUGAACAAAAUAAUGUUGACAAAGUGUCAAAAAAAAGUUUAAAAAUGUAAAAAAAUGUUAAUACAAAAACAUGUAAAAGUGUAAAUGAUGUACAAAAAAAAUCUGUUGAUAGUUCUUUGUAGAUAUUAAGUUAUUUCUUUGUCACAUGUACUGAAAAAAAGAAAAUCUUAUAAAAAAUAUUUUUUA